AUGCUGCGGGGAUCCAGUCUGUGUCGGGGCGGUACACCAGCUGCACCUCGAGCUCCCAGGAUCCCACCUGGGCCGACCACAGGGUGGGAUCUGGACCCUCAACCGGCUGGAGAGGGAGCAGCCCAGGGGACAGCCAGCGCGCCACGGAGGGGGGGGCAAUGA
Auxenochlorella protothecoides is the source of this 162-nucleotide messenger RNA. RefSeq lists its product as hypothetical. The transcript has a single exon. NCBI's taxonomy places the organism in Eukaryota, Viridiplantae, Chlorophyta, Trebouxiophyceae, Chlorellales, Chlorellaceae. The coding region runs from base 1 to 162 and encodes 53 amino acids. The record is from RefSeq and is a predicted model, not a curated record.